AUGCUCGAUAAAAGGAGGAUCCUCCUUGUUGGAAGCGGCAGCGUCGGCACGAUGGCCGCGUUCAGCCUCGAAGCCAGCGGCCUCGCAAGUGUGACUGCAGUUUUGCGCUCCAACUAUGAAGCAGUGUCCAAGAAUGGCUUCAAUAUUGAUUCUGUCGAUUAUGGCUCUCACCAUGGCUGGAAGCCAACAGAAGUGAUCAAGAGCGUCCCCAAUGUAGCUGAGGAGGGUGUUAAACCCUUUGAUUACAUCGUUGUGGCGACUAAAAAUUGUCCAGACAUCAAGCCCACGGUCUCGGAUAUCAUUGCGCCGGCCGUAACAGAAGGUCACACGGCUAUUGUGCUUGUACAAAACGGGCUCAACAUCGAAAAGCCAUUGAUCAAGAGCUUCCCGGAAAACAUAAUCAUUUCCGGCGUCUCGUUGAUUGGCACCGCAGAAAAAGGGCAUGGAAAUAUCAUCCAUGACGCUCACGAUAGUUUGAUUGUUGGGCCUUUCCAAAACCCGAAUGUCUCAUCUCACGCCGCCCUGGCAGCUGCCAGGGAGUUUACAGAAAUAUAUAACAAGUCUGGUAAAGUCGACUGUGAAUUUAACGAGGACGUCGGCUUUGUCCGAUGGAGAAAGCUCGUAUAUAAUGCCUGCUUCAACCCUGUCGCUGUAAUCACCCGCAUGGACACGUCACGCAUGAGACUUGCCAAAACGCCAAUCGACGAUCUCAUCAGACCAGCUAUGUGGGAAGUGUGGAAUGCCGCAAAGGCAGCUGGGCAUGAAAUUCCUGCAGAUCAUAUUGAGAAGACGAUCGAAGCUGACCCUCUCGACGUAUGGUGCAAGCCGAGUAUGCUACAGGAUGUUUUGAAGGGCAACCCUAUCGAGCACUUGAACCUGGUCUGGGAACCUAUCCAGGAAGCCGAGAAAUCGGGUGUUCCAACCCCUACGUUGAAGACCAUCUUUGGAUUUUGUCAAGCCCUACAAUGGCAGACGAAAGAAGCGAAGGGUCUGGUGACUCUUCCUGCGGACGCUCCCCCUUCGUAG
This is a messenger RNA of Talaromyces marneffei, 1026 nucleotides long. RefSeq lists its product as uncharacterized. NCBI's taxonomy places the organism in Eukaryota, Fungi, Ascomycota, Eurotiomycetes, Eurotiales, Trichocomaceae. Gene Ontology annotation, cellular component: cytoplasm. The record is from RefSeq and is a predicted model, not a curated record. Gene Ontology annotation, biological process: pantothenate biosynthetic process. Gene Ontology annotation, molecular function: 2-dehydropantoate 2-reductase activity. The transcript is spliced from 3 exons. Bases 1 to 1026 code for a protein of 341 amino acids.